AUGAGCUCCCCCGAAGCGGGUUCCAGCAAAGCGCCGGCGCAAACAUCCCCGCCACCAUUACUGUUCAAGAAACGCGGCAAGGCCAACAACGCUUCACGCAUCUUCAGCACCGCCAUCGAUGACCCGUCACCGAGCACGACAGACAAUACGACGACUACGCAGACCGAUGCAACACAUACGGAAAAGGACGAAGUCUCCGUUCAGGAUUUGAUCGCUCUUCGUUCGCUUACACGCAAACCGACGGGGACCGAGCUGGAACGGCUCAACAACGGAGAGCGGAGGAAGAAGUCACGACAGAAGGACAAGAGCGCCGCGCAGCUGGAGGAGGAAAGAUGGGGGCAGCAGAUGAAGAACGGUGGUCUCAUGGCAGGUGCGAGCUCGAGUACGGCUGCAGCGAAUGACAACGAUGAGAGUGACGAGGACGAUGCGUCCAAGCCGCGACGUCUUGUGCGCAAAAACAACUUUCAGGGCGAGACCGGUACCGUCGACGUGGAUAAACACAUGAUGGCCUACAUCGAGCAAGAGAUGAACAAGCGCACUGGUCAUGCUUCCCUCGACUCAUCUUCCGCUGCAGUGCAAAAGGCGAUCCAUGACCCGCAAGAUCAGCUCUACGCCGUUGCCGAAAAGUACCGCCAACUUCAACGUUCCAUCAAGCCGGAACAAUCGCAAGAGGAGCGCGAAGGCAACGUCGCCCUCUCGGCUGCCAUGCUGAGCUCCAUCCCCGAAGUAGACUUGGGCAUAGAUACGAGGAUGAAGAACAUCGAGGACACCGAGCGAGCUAAGCGUCUGCUGCAAGAGAAGAACAAGAGCGGGGGAGCCGGACGAGUCUCGGCGGCGGAUCAGGCGUAUGCUAACGCGAGGUUCCAGCAGCAAAGACAGGCCACAGACAAGUCGGACUUUCCUACAGCACGCGAGAGUCAGGGCAGGGAAGAAAGGAAGCAGACGGCCACCGACCAUCUCGUCUUGGACCGCUUCAAGAAACGACAGCGCAACUUUCGGUAG
Messenger RNA from Kalmanozyma brasiliensis GHG001, 1002 nucleotides. RefSeq names its product Hepatocellular carcinoma-associated antigen 59. The transcript has a single exon. Bases 1 to 1002 code for a protein of 333 amino acids. NCBI's taxonomy places the organism in Eukaryota, Fungi, Basidiomycota, Ustilaginomycetes, Ustilaginales. Gene Ontology annotation, biological process: mRNA splicing, via spliceosome. The record is from RefSeq and is a predicted model, not a curated record. Gene Ontology annotation, cellular component: spliceosomal complex.